Periophthalmus magnuspinnatus is the source of this 2542-nucleotide messenger RNA. RefSeq lists its product as uncharacterized. Gene Ontology annotation, molecular function: protein binding. Gene Ontology annotation, cellular component: SCF ubiquitin ligase complex. Lineage: Eukaryota; Metazoa; Chordata; Actinopteri; Gobiiformes; Gobiidae. The transcript is spliced from 3 exons. Bases 311 to 1462 code for a protein of 383 amino acids. The record is from RefSeq and is a predicted model, not a curated record. Gene Ontology annotation, biological process: SCF-dependent proteasomal ubiquitin-dependent protein catabolic process; protein polyubiquitination.
AACAAGCUCAGCUGUGUUCCUAUCAGUGAUCUCCACCCCAAAAAAUACUGUUUUGUAUUUAUUUAACGUUAAAGAAUGACUAUUUCGUGACAUAUAUGUGAUAUUUGCAUUGCAUUAUAGAUAUAUAAUAACAGUGUUGAUCGGGUUCUGUCAUUUGAAGUGUCAUAAGGUGUAUAAUGCCCUCUUUGUGUUCGCUGCUAGCAUAUUAGCUUUAACGGCGGAAGGAAGAAAACCACCACCCCGACUCCAAGAAAUAUUUAUGGCCAAGCUGGACCACAAGACGAGUCGGUGGAGAUCGUGACCUCCACUGAUGAGCACAAGUAUUAUUUCUCAGUCUGCAGUGAUGUCUCCAAGAAAACGGCCGCUGCUUCCGGUGAGCAGUCGACGCAAAGCAGUGGACGACUUCUUCCCUUUCAACUUAUUGCCAGUGGAGUGCCAGCUGCAUGUCUUAUCUUUUCUGAAUGAAGUGGACAAAUGCAGUUGUGCUCUUGUGUGUCUGAGCUGGAGCUGCCUGGUGCGCUCAUGGAAGCUGUGGAGGGUCGCUGACUACUCUCGUCGAGGGGUCUUUCACCUUGGACAAGAGGGUCUACUGGUAUCUAACCGCGAGUUUGAGAGGUGGAAGUCCUGGGUCCACCACUACACGCACCACCUGAUCUCCCGCAGAGCCAGUCUGCUCACACUCAAAGCAAGCUUUGACCUGGGCGACCGCUGCCACAAGUGGAGCGAGCUGCUCACUCACCUACUAGACAAUGUGCACUGCCGAGACCUGAGCCAUCUAGACCUCAAUUGGACUUUCACCCUUCUAGAGCCUCUAGACCUACGAGUCCACACCAGCUCCAGUUCACACCAGGACAGCAUCACCAAAAUGGACCAGGUGAACAGCUUCCAGGAGCUGCUCACAAAGCUGACCCACAGCUGUCCUCGAAUCUCUAAGAUGCGUUUGCACUUUGACUGGUCGGACGAGUCUGUGUCUCUGCUUACACAGUUUCAGCAGCUCAGGGUCCUGGAGCUCAAGUACUUCUGGGUCUUUAAAGGGGUCACCCCCUCUACGCUGCAGACCCUCACCAAAUCUCUGCCCAACCUUAAGUCACUGACUCUGCACAUUCUGGUACCGCUGCGAAACCUGGGUAUCUCCUACACCCUAGAAUCCAGGUCUAUAGAGUUUCUAGAUGUGUCACCUAGUAGAGGUUUGGUUUUUUCCUGUCUCAAUCUGCCAGCCCUUCGUGAGCUCCGGGCCAAGAAAAUUGUCCGGGGGAUUACACUGGACCGAAGGACCAGGCUGAGGAUUCAGAGUCGUUGGCCAUGUUUGUAUCAUGUCCUACGGGAGGGGACACCCAAACUACAGACCCUGAAUAACGAGAGACUUCUCCCCACAUGGAGGGAUCAGAUGUAUGGAGAGAUGUCGGCCAUACUUGAUCAGUCAUGUUACUGUGUGCAACACUUAGACAGCUGGCUGUGGUAAACUUUGGUGCACAAUUAAAAGAGAGGUGGACCUUUUCUCAGUAGAACAGAAUGUGCAAAGAAUUGUUCUGAAUAGUUUGUUUCAUGGCUUAAAGCUAAAUCGCAAAUAUAAAAUUUGAAAAUUAAAAAAUGGUCUUAAAAUAUUUUGACAUUUACAAUUUACAAAAUACACACGUAAAACCUACGUUUGGAUAGGAAUUCUCUGACAUGAAACCAGUAUAAUGGGAAUUUUAAUAUUUUUACUUAUAUGCAAGUACAAGCUAGGCCAAAACUAUUAUUAAAACCCAACAUUUAGUUUUUCCUGCUUUUUUUGUCUUUACUGGAGAUUUUCUCAUGUGUCUGCCCUCUCAGAGCUAUGUUCAGUGAUGGCAGUGUGGUACUCACUGCGGUCUGGAGAACUACAUGGCAAAAGGCAGGUUUUUACAAUAUUUUUUCAAAAAUUCAGUUUUUAUACUAUUUCAUUUUGUUCUGUUUUCAUAUUCGUGAACUACAAACUUCCAUUGUAAUGUUUCCAUUCCAACAUUUUGUAUUAGGAUUUUGGCUGUAACUGUAAUAAUAUAUAAAACUAUAUGUUCUGCUCAAACAUUCUAUUGGGUAAAAAUUGCAAGUUGGAGAGAGAGAUCAUAUUUUUUUCAAGCAGACUGAUCUUAAGUAAUGAGUGAUUGUGUUUAUGACCAACAAUAGUCAAAGGUGCUAUGUGCUGUGUGCACUUUGUUCUCCAAUUAUUCCAGUUUGUAGCUUGAACUGUGUUGAAUAUCCAGACGAAAAAGAAAACCAUUCCACGUUCUAGUUUGUUGGAGAAAUUGCUAAACAUUAGCUAAUUAAGUGUAAAAAUGUUGUGAAAGUAAUUUAUAAAUAUGUGUCUCAAAGUUACAAAAUACAGUUUCUAAUAAUUUGAUUAAUGUCACAUUGUAGAUUUGUAAGAUUUGCUUUAACACUGCAUUAUAGAGAGUACAGAGUCACAUGCAUGGUGCUGUGAAUAACUUUCACCUGGUCCAUAGACAUUUCUUUAGGUUUUCAGGGGUACACAAUUUCAAAUUGUACAUAAUUUUUGUAUUGACAAAUUAUAGAUGAAUAAAUC